AUGCUCGACAAGUCCGAGCGUCCCAAGUUGGUUCCACGAUUCAUCGGUCCCUUUGAGAUUGUCCAAGCCAUUAAUGACAACGCCAUGCGCCUAAAGUUGCCUCGCUCGAAGUCAUGUGUGCAUGACGUGUUCAAUGUUGAUCGACUUGAGCACUCUCACCCAAAAGAAGUUAAGUUUGUCUCCCGGCCUAUCCCGAAAGUUACUCAUGUAUCCACCGGCGAAGAAAAGUUUGCCUCCCGGCCUAUCCCGAAAGCUACUCAAGUUGUACUAGACGAAUCCACCGGCGAAGAAAUGUAUAUUGUCGAGAAACUGCUCAAGAAGCGACAGUUCAAUCGCAAAUUGGAGUACUUGGUCAAGUAUUAUGGACAGCCCGAAAGCGAAGCCACGUGGGAACUGAUGAAGGACAUCAAGCAUGUUGUGCACUUCAAGCAACUCGUCCAAGACUUGGAGUCAAGGCGUUUCAAGAUGUAG
Molecule: messenger RNA, 471 nt
Organism: Aphanomyces astaci
Lineage: Eukaryota; Oomycota; Saprolegniomycetes; Saprolegniales; Verrucalvaceae
Exons: 1
Coding region: 1-471 (156 amino acids)
Source: RefSeq, a predicted model, not a curated record